AUGGAGAGCGCAGAGAAUACAGAGGAGGAGAAGCCGACUGUAAGCAAUGACAGCACAGACAAUGGCACCGAAACGGUGACGGAGGAGCAGCAGAUGGACUUCAGUACAGAAAUCAUGAGUGUAACUGAGAUGGAACAGUCGCCUGAUAGUUCCCCGGACUUGAAUGAAGAGAACAUGCAGGAGAGUGAAAUUACAAAUAUCGAAAGUUUACAGACAUCGGACAUUGAGACCUGCUUCCCUCUGGAUUUUGACAAGUUCUGGAAAGUGGUAGAGGACAAUCCCCAGGAUUUCACAGGAUGGGUGUAUCUGCUACAGUAUGUGGAGCAGGAGAACCACUUACCAGCGGCCAGGAAAGCGUUUGACAGGUUUUUCACACAUUAUCCAUACUGCUAUGGAUAUUGGAAAAAAUACGCGGACCUCGAGAAGCGCCACGACAACGUGAAGCAGUCGGAUGAGGUUUAUCGCAGAGGGCUUCAGGCAAUUCCUCUUAGUGUUGAUCUUUGGAUACAUUAUAUAAACUUCUUAAAGGAGACCUUGGACCCUGCUGAUCCUGAAACUAACACUACUAUUCGAGGAGCCUAUGAACAUGCAGUCUUAGCUGCUGGGACAGAUUUCCGUUCUGACAGACUCUGGGAAAUGUAUAUAAACUGGGAAAAUGAUCAGGGAAACCUAAGGGAAGUUACAUCCAUCUAUGACCGCAUCCUUGGAAUCCCAACGCAGCUCUACAGUCAUCACUUCCAGAGAUUUAAAGAACAUAUCCAGAACAACUUGCCUCGAGACUUCCUGACUACCGAGCAGUUUGUUCAGCUGCGCAGAGAACUGGCAUCUGUGAACGGCCACAGCGGGGAGGAGGCACAGCCUGGAGAUGACCUGCCCUCUGGUACAGAAGACAUAACUGACCCUGCCAAGCUAAUCACUGAGAUAGAAAACAUGAGGCACAGAAUCAUUGAGAUUCAUCAAGAAAUGUUUAACCACAAUGAACAUGAAGUCAGUAAAAGGUGGACGUUUGAAGAAGCGAUAAGGAGGCCUUACUUCCACGUAAAACCUCUGGAGAAAAUUCAGCUGAAAAACUGGAAAGAGUACUUAGAGUUCGAGAUAGAAAACGGCACUCACGAGCGAGUUGUGGUCCUCUUUGAACGAUGUGUUAUUUCAUGUGCCCUCUAUGAGGACUUCUGGAUUAAGUAUGCCAAAUACAUGGAGAAUCAUAGUAUUGAAGGAGUGAGGCAUGUCUACAGCAGGGCUUGCACAAUACACCUCCCUAAGAAACCCAUGGUUCACAUGCUGUGGGCAGCCUUUGAGGAGCAGCAGGGCAACAUCGAUGAAGCCAGAAGAAUCUUGAAAACGUUCGAAGAGUGUAUUCUAGGGCUAGCAAUGAUUCGCUUGCGAAGAGUAAGCUUAGAACGCAGACACGGGAACAUGGAGGAAGCCGAACACCUGCUCGAAGAGGCUGUUAGGAAUGCCAAGUCAAUUAGCGAGUCGUCGUUCUAUGCCAUCAAAUUAGCUCGACAUCUCUUCAAAGUACAGAAAAACCUCCCAAAGGCAAGAAAAGUGCUGUCAGAAGCCAUAGAAAUUGACAAAGAAAAUACAAAACUGUAUCUCAACUUGCUGGAAAUGGAGUACAGUGGCGACCUCAAGCAAAACGAAGAGAACAUCUUGAGCUGUUUUGAUAAGGCCGUCAAUGGCGCGUUGUCUAUAAAAAUGAGGAUUACGUUUUCUCAGCGAAAAGUGGAAUUUCUGGAAGACUUUGGUUCUGAUGUAAACAAGCUUUUGGAUGCCUACGAUGAACACCAAGCACUUCUGAAGGAGCAGGAUUCUUUGAAAAGGAGAGCGGAGAACGGGUCAGAGGAUCCGGAUGAGAAGAAGAUGCUGACAGACGACCCAACUUUGGCGUCAGCCCAGAUGAUGGAUGGUGACAUGCAGGUCAAUCAGGCAGCGUACAACUACAACGCCUGGUACCAGUACAAUUACCAGAACGCCUGGAAUUACGGACAGUAUUAUCAUCCAACCUGAUCCGAAGAAUGAAGUUCACUGUGCUGCCAUUUCAACAAAGAUGGAAUAAAAAAAGAUAUAUUUUUCUAAAUUAGAGAUGUGAAAGAACUGUUGUAAUACCUGCUUUUGGGUCCUUUGCAUGUGAAAUGAGCUGAUGUUCACAGGGUAUGUGUGAAGCAAGAUUUGUGUGCUGGUAACUGAUAAUGGUAUCU
Messenger RNA from Apaloderma vittatum (bar-tailed trogon), 2201 nucleotides. It is a transcript of the gene PRPF39, whose product is annotated as pre-mRNA processing factor 39. Gene Ontology annotation, molecular function: protein binding. The record is from RefSeq and is a predicted model, not a curated record. The transcript has 13 exons. NCBI's taxonomy places the organism in Eukaryota, Metazoa, Chordata, Aves, Trogoniformes, Trogonidae. Gene Ontology annotation, biological process: RNA processing; mRNA 5'-splice site recognition. Bases 1 to 2010 code for a protein of 669 amino acids. Gene Ontology annotation, cellular component: commitment complex; U2-type prespliceosome; U1 snRNP.